This is a messenger RNA of Dentiscutata erythropus, 246 nucleotides long. The record is from the annotation of a GenBank genome assembly. NCBI's taxonomy places the organism in Eukaryota, Fungi, Glomeromycota, Glomeromycetes, Diversisporales, Gigasporaceae.
AUGAUUGGUCCAGGUCUGUCACAACUCCCUCAUCACACAGCUACUCAAGACUAUCGAAGAAACACACUUCCACCAACCAGUGAAUCAGAAAACUCACAUUACUUGAAAUUAUCUCACACAAAUAAACAGCAACUUAAUAUGAUCAACAAGACUGACCUCCUAUUUUGGGCAAUAGCCCUUUUAGCAUUCUACGGCUUGGCAAGGCUAGGAGAGUUAUUACCAAACAACCAAUUGGACGCCAACAAA